Messenger RNA from Neoarthrinium moseri, 2175 nucleotides. RefSeq lists its product as uncharacterized. Gene Ontology annotation, cellular component: fungal-type vacuole membrane. The record is from RefSeq and is a predicted model, not a curated record. Lineage: Eukaryota; Fungi; Ascomycota; Sordariomycetes; Amphisphaeriales; Apiosporaceae. Gene Ontology annotation, molecular function: oligopeptide transmembrane transporter activity. The coding region runs from base 1 to 2175 and encodes 724 amino acids. The transcript has 5 exons.
AUGUCGCCAGAUAGAGGAGGCGACGCCGUGGAGGCGCCGCCGGACCAUGGGGACGGUCCGCGCGCGGCUCGCCUGCUCCCCGAGGGCCGCCACUUCACCUUCCGAGGCGUCGCGGUCGGCCUGCUGGUCGGCCUAGUGAUCUGCUUCUCCAACAUGUACUUCGGGCUGCAGACCGGCUGGGUCUCCAUGAUGACCAUGCCGGCGAGUCUGCUGGGCUUCGGCAUCUUCCGCGUGCUUGCGCCGCACCUGCAGUUCCCUUUCUCGCCCGUGGAGAAUGUCCUGGUGCAGUCUGUGGCUGGUGGGAUGGCCAUCAUGCCAUUGGGGUGUGGGUUCGUUGGUGUUAUGCCGGCGAUGAACUACUUACUCAAGACCGAGGAGCAAGGUCCCUUAUUCCUAAGCACAUGGAAACUGAUCAUAUGGUCUUUGGGACUAUGCUACUUCGGGGUUGUAUUUGCCGUCCCACUUCGCCGGCAAGUCAUCAUCAGGGAGCAGCUCAAGUUUCCGAGCGGCUUCAGUACCGCAGUCCUCAUCGGUGUUCUUCAUGGGAAGAAUCAACCUGAGGCUGGUAUGGUUCUUGAUCCCUCGAAAGCAGCAACCUUUGGAAGCCUAGCUUUAGAGAAUCGCCCUCUUCUGGAAAGCGAGGACGUUAAUGAUGAAGGCGAGGCGGAUGUUGACGAUGAAUCGCUAAGACAGCCCUCUCAAAAGUACAGCUGGGGAGCAAACAUUCGGCUGCUGUUGAUCACAUUCGGGAUCUCGGGUUUCUAUACGCUAUGUACUUAUUUCUUGCCCACACUGCGCGGUCUACCGGUAUUUGGCACCUAUGCCGCAAGUGUUUGGCUUUGGGAGCUGAAUCCCAGUCUUGCAUACGUGGGACAGGGCAUUAUUAUGGGACCAGCUACAACUCUGCACAUGUUACUCGGUGCAGUUGUCGGCUGGGGCAUACUGUCACCUCUCGCGAAGCACAUGGGGUGGGCACCUGGCCCGGUCAACGAUUGGGAAUCCGGAAGCAAAGGCUGGAUUGUAUGGAUAUCGCUUGCAAUCAUGCUGGCAGACUCAGUCAUCAGCUUGGGGUACAUCGCCUUCCGACCUCUCGUCCAGAACGGACCGGCCUACCUCACGUCCAUCAAGGAGAAAUACAGCAGCGGUGGCAUUAAGGGGCUCCUUCAGUCACAGCCCUCCGGAUAUACCGCCGUUGGCACCGAUGAUGAUGAUCCGAGGAACUCUACUGAUCAGCGAACCUCGAUAUCCGAGCUUCUUCCGAGCCAGGCUUUCCAGCAGCAAGAUGGCCAUGAGCGUCGAGUCUGGGAUCAUGACGAUGCGCCUCCGGAGCAGCUUGUCGGCAGUAAGACUGUGAGCAUUGGUAUGGUCACCUCGGUGCUCGUCUGCGUGGCAAGCAUUCACAUUACUUUUGGUGAUCUGGUCCCCCUUUAUGCGAAUAUCAUUGCCAUACUCAUGGCGUUGGUACUCAGCAUCAUGGGCGUGAGAGCUUUGGGUGAAACAGAUCUCAACCCAGUGUCUGGCAUCAGCAAGUUAGCGCAACUCUUCUUCGCCCUGAUCAUCCCGCAGUCCAAUAAGUCCAGUGUCUUGAUCAAUCUGGUCGCCGGUGCGGUCUCGGAAGCUGGAGCACUCCAAGCGGGCGACCUCAUGCAGGAUCUCAAGACUGGCCAUCUUCUUGGUGCCGCGCCAAAUGCGCAAUUCUGGGGCCAGGUCAUCGGUGCGACCGUUGGGGCUGUCGUGAGCGCCCUGAUAUAUCGGCUUUACACUGCCGUGUACCAGGUGCCGGGUGACCUCUUUCAAGUGCCCACAGCCUAUGUGUGGAUUUUUACUGCCAGACUUGUCACUGGAAAAGGCUUGCCUGCUAUGGCUCGAGAGUGGUCCAUCGGAGCCGCUGUACUGUUUGCGGUCCUGACUGUCGUGCGCACUAGAGCCAUGGGCAAAAAUUGGCAUGCUUACAUUCCUGGCGGCAUAGCAGUUGCUAUCGGCAUGUAUAAUGUCCCAUCAUUCACUUUGGCCAGAACGAUUGGCGGCUUAGUGAGCUGGUACUGGAGGCAGCAUCUCAAGAGGGAAGAUACACCUCUCAUUGUUCUAGCCUCGGGUUUCGUCUUGGGAGAAGGGUUCCUGAGUAUUGUAAACUUGAUUUUGCAGAGCGCGCGUGUGCCUCAUCUUCAAAGUUGA